Messenger RNA from Podarcis muralis (Common wall lizard), 2074 nucleotides. The record is from RefSeq and is a predicted model, not a curated record. NCBI's taxonomy places the organism in Eukaryota, Metazoa, Chordata, Lepidosauria, Squamata, Lacertidae.
GGAGAGAGAGAAAAAGAGAGAGAGAGGAGUUUGAAUCAGUCAGCAGCCAAGCUGUGAGCGCCUCUCCCCGGCAUUGAUUCCCACCCCCCUAAAUCUAAUUUAAUUGCAUUUUUAAAGGGGGUGAGGAAUUGGGGGUGGAGUGGGGGCGCCUGUGCGUGGAAAAUGGGAGAGGCAUGGAGGAGCCAGCCGACCAGUUGCAUCGGGCAAAGUCCCCGCGAGGCAGCCGGCGCCGAGCUGCGCUAAAGACCCGGCGCGCCUGGCAAUUCGGAUCGCCGCCGCCGCCGCCGCCGCCGCUGCAGCCAAGAAGGAGCUGCUCCGGAGUCGGAAGGAGAAGCUCUGCCCGGGCGGUGUUGUGUUUUUUUGGGGGGGUGGGGAGGGCGGAGGAAGAGGAGGAGGCGGCGGCGGCAGCAGAAGAAGAAACCCCAAAUGUUUGGAGGCGAUCCGGAGGGGGCACAGCUUGAAUUUUAGGGGUGCAAGCGGAGGAGCGCACCUGACCGGGACCCCGAUUCUUCGAAGCAAAAGAUCGAAGUCUAUUUUUAUCUCUCUCUUUUUGCUGCUGCUUUCACGGUUUUAUUUAUUUCUUUAAAGGGAAAGCUUCAUUUGGGAUUUAAUUUCACCUUCCACGUCUCCUCCCCCGCCCCCCACUUUUCUUCUUCGAGCGAGGAGUGAAGGGGGAAAGCGCUCUCUCGAAUCGCUUUCUUGGGUUCGAUUCGGAGCCGCUGAGCAAAUCCCUCCUUAUUCCCCCCCCCUUUAAAAAAAGCACAGGUAGUUUUUGGAUUAUAUGGACUGCAAGCAGGUUGGAAGGCGGACUCCAGAAAUGCCUGCCGGUUGAAAAAGAGCCCAAAUCUGAAAUACGGUUUAAAUAAAAUAAAAUAUUUAUUGGUCCCCGCCCCGCAACCAGGAAGACCUGCCGGUGUGGCGGUGGGGUGUUUUUUGGAGGAGUUUUGCCUUCGCGCAGCUUUUUCUCUCAACUGCUUGCCUGCCUUUUCCAAGCCCUCACCAUGACUUCUCCUGGGCAUGGAGCGACGCUUUCCAAAGGCCUUUUUCUGCUGUUGGCGAUCGGGGCCCUUCUCGGCGCAGUGGUGGAAUGCCGAGGAGGUGUGGUAGACAGCAUGCAACGAUUCACGAGCUUGCCGGUGUACCUCCCUGUGAGUUACCACAUCUCCAACACCGACGUUUCCUUUUUCCUAAAAGAAACCAACCAGGAUAUCAUGAGGAAUGCUAGCUUGCAGUCUCGGGUGGAGUCGUUCCUUGUCUACAAAGCCACCAGCUUGCCGGUGUUAAAUGUGACAUACGGCCCAUUUACUGUGGAGCAAACGGUGCCUCCGAACCUCCUGCUGACCUCCACUCUGUUCAGUUUUGCCAACGAGGUCGCUUUUAACUGGAAGCUAAGAUCACGUGUUAUUGACAGCUCCAUCUAUCCCAUCAGGCCCAAAGUCCAGGCUUUGUUCUACAUCGCUGGCAGAGACUGGGAAGACUAUGAACCAUCGGAGAUCUUGCCCUGCGUGAGGAUGAUGGCCUUCCAGGAGGAUAGAGUAGCUGUUGGCAGUUGUCGGUUGAAAGGUCAGCUGGGAUUGUGCGUUGCAGAGCUGGAGUUCUCGCCAAGCUGGUUCAACUCUGCAUUUACAUCUCUGCCGCCACCAUUGGCCCCAGAGUAUCAACCGAUGGCGGACUCUUUGGAAGGGAUCACCGUGGAGCUUUUCUAUUGGGUGUAUGCAGAGGACGGGGAAUGCUCUUCAGAGGACCAGAAACUUGAAAGCCUUCAUCAUCUGGAAGGGCAAGAGGAAGCACAGAUGCCUUUGGCAUCAAUGGAGAGGAUUGGCAGUGUUAUUCUUUACCCAACGCAAGACCGGCUAAAGAAGUCCCUGCUGAAUCUUGACGAAAACCUUGUGCUCUCUUUACCACUCAGUCCUGUCAAGGAAGGUGACCUUGUCAUGUUUCAUGUAUCCCUUGCCAGCGGGUCUCUAGCAGAUCAGUUUACACUAAGGUAAGUGUUGUGGUUUUUAAAAAUGUUUUUCUCCCCUCAAAAGAUAUGUAUGUGCUGUCAUAAAUCAACAGAGCAGAACCCACUUGG